UUCCUUCGAAAGUUGACGGUAUGCGAAACGGAGAGCUGGAGCCUUCUGUUGCGAUACAUAGUUAUGCUGCUACGAACACACAUUGGAGCUGAUCUCUCCCCUUUGACACAGCGACACAGGCUAGGCCCGAGGCCGCUUGUCUAGUCGUGAUAUACGGGUCACGUGACACGGACUCCGCGGCGCGGGUGCGCCGGGUAGCACCUGUGGAGCACUAGGGGGAGUGCACAGAGGCUGAGGACGGUUACAGGCAGGUUGACGGCGGUCAACCACCCCGACUCGGAAAUGGCAACGACAGAACAUACCAAAGGAUGGCCAAAUGAAGACGUUUAAUUAUUCAUAGGUGAACGUCGCGAUGACGUAACUCGUGGUCUCCGAAACUUUUCCAAAAACUUAUGCCGCGCAGAAGGAUUAUAACAUGUACUCUUUUACGUGUUUAAUUGCUCUUUCUUGUUAACCGGUGGAUUCUAUUUUAUUAUUUAUAUUUAUUAUCAUUUCUCGUUGGCCCACUUUUAUCCGGGGUUGAAUCAUGGCGCUGUCCCAGAUACAGUGUUUGGACGAGAACCAUGUGAACCCGCGGACGCACGAGAACAAGCCCGAGUUUUUAUACUGCGAGAACCAGCGACUCGCGCUGGAGGUGCUGCUGCAGGACGGUCGCGAGGCCUUCCACGGGUUCCUCAAGGCUCGCGAGCUGCGGGGCUUCCUGUCGGACUCCGAACUGGACGUUCUCACCCGGCUGGUGGUGCCCUACGACCCGGGCUCCGACGUCCUACACGCGAGCCCCUUGGAAGACAGCGGCGACGCCGAGGACGGCGUCCCGCUGUCUCUGCACUACUGGCCGGAUCUGUCCGACACGUCGGUGCCCGAGCUGGACCUGGGCUGGCCGGACAGCGCGUCAUACCGGGGGGUGACCCGCACCACCGUGUACACGCAGCCACCGCAGGAAGGCCAAGCGCACAUAAAAGAGAUUAUUCGGAAAAGUAUUGCGCAGGCUACAAAGGUGAUCGCCGUAGUGAUGGACCUGUUUACAGAUGUCGACAUCUUCCGGGACCUGUUGGAGGCGGGGUAUAAGCGGAAGGUGUCGGUCUAUAUCCUGUUGGAGCCCUCUACGCUACCUCACUUCCUGUCGAUGUGCGACAGGGCCAAAAUGCACCAAGGACAACUCAAGAACCUGCGGGUGCGCUGUGCAGGGGGAGAGGAGUUCUUAACACGGUCCUGCACUCGACUGCGCGGCAGACUGGGACAUCGCUUCAUGUUUGUGGACGGUGACAAGGCAGUGUCUGGAUCCUACCGGUACACUUGGAUGUCAUCAAGGCUGGACAGACACCUCAUUACCGUGGUAACCGGCCAAGCAGUCGACGCUUUCGAUCGCCUGUUCUGUGAACUCUACGGCACCUCUAGCGCCGUCGACCUCAAGCAGGUUGCCAUGGAGCCAGAGCCUGAGCCCGAAUUCAUCCCUCAGCCCGUCGCCGUGGCCCCUUCUGCUGAAGUCACUAGGAAACGGCACAACCCUAUGUACGCCCUGCUUGGCAUGAGUAUGAACAACGCCAAUCCUGCCUCUGGUUCCGUCCCAAACAGCCCUCUAGACUCCAACACCCAGGAUAAAGUGGGAAUGGGGACAAAGGCCAAAAGGAAGAUGGCCGCAAAGGCAGCUCAGGUGGAAGCUCCUCCUCUCCAUCCAGGACUGAUGGACAUGGAGAAAGCUUAUAUGAUCCCAUAUCUGCCUACUUGGCCGGAGCCCGACCCGGACAGUGAUGUCAUUGGGUUCAUUAACGUUCGGGAUAACAGUCGGCAGAGCCAGGUGCAUAUGCAGCGCUCUGAGAGGUUUGAGACCAGCCAAGCUAUUCGAUUCAGCAGUCCAUUCAGCAUUCCAAAGGAGAUCCUUCCAGAGGUGGCCCAACUCAGGCAACGUGACAGUAAUCUCCAGGACAUUACAGGGAAAAAAGCUUAUCCCACACAGGUUGGCGCCCAAGAAGUUGCAGUUUAUAAAGAACAACCCAUAUCACCAAUCACAAGACUAUCUUCUACCCUUGCCACCAAGCCAUUAGGCCGAGAUGUGCACAUGAUUUUAAAUAAAUCAGUACAUAUCAUGACCUCUGAAACAAAAUUAAAGGCUGAAAAGCAACCUGUCAAUACUGAAUCUAAACCUUCUACAAACCCUGCAUCCCAACAAAUCACCACACCUCAAAUCGACACACCUACAUCUUUCAGUGACAAAGCCCCCAUAAUUAAAACUGGAUCUGCAGUGCCUACCCGCCCCGUACACUACCUAAUACAAGAGACCACAGACACAGAGAAAAAGAUACACAUUGAUCUUCUCUCGAAUUUGGACCACACGCUAACCUCUAACCCUGCUCCCUCGCCUGUCCAGGCUAGCCCGAUUGCAGUAUAUCAGCAGAACGCGGCACCAACCGUACAGACACAAAACAGGAUUGCAAAUAAAGUCUCAUGCAAGCAGGAUCUUGGUACAAAGCCACAAAGCCCCUCCAAAGAAGACUACAUUCCCUCCAUCCCAAGCCCCACCCUUAGUGGCAGUAUCUCAGCUUCAAAGGUCUCCCCUACCCAGCCUCCUUUGGGAAGGUUUACUUCCCCUUACGUCACUACCUCAGUCUCAGUUACCUCAUCACCCUCCCGCUCCAUAACCAAGUCUCCAGUGGUCCCGCCUGCAUCCCCCAGUAUCUCUUCCCCUCUUCCAUCUUCCUCCAUCUCUUCAUCCUACUUCAAUCCUUCAAUGAAUUUCCACUCCUCCAACACAUCUCCUCUCCUUUGCUCUGGUCCAUCCACCUCCCCUCUUACUCCACCGGUGCCCAAACCACGUACAGUCCACCUGCUGAUGGACAGUGGGAGCAAAUGCAAUGCUCUGAACCAGCCACUUGACUGUGGAGUGGUCUUGGAGCAUGGGAAACUGUCAGGUUUCGGGCCGGUGGUGGACGACUGCAAGCCUGUUUCCAAACAGCAGGAGGAUGCUUUUAUGACGUCAACAAGGAAACAGAUAAGCCCUAAAACUGUGGUCAAUUCAACAACAAAAUAUGCCGAAUUACAGGAAAGAAGAGACAUUAAAACCCAUUUGGUGAAUGACGUAAAAGAUGGAUCUUAUAGGGAAUUCCCUGACCCCAAGAAGGCAACUAACCAGAUGCCCCAAUCAAUAUUGACUGUGAAUACACUGCAGGCUAACGACAAUCAAUUUGAAGAUACAAGGCCGAAGGAGUCAGGGAACACAAACCAAGCAGGGUUCAUGGUCAGAUCUCCCAGAGUCAUUGAGGAGCUCAGCAAACCAGACAAAGUUAGUAAGGUUGUGACGAAACCAGACUUUCAACAGGCCACACAACAUGUGCUAACUAAUGAAGGUCUACUGCAAACACACAGCCAAACCCAUGCAGCUAAAGCCUCUGAGUCCCCUUCUUCUUUUCAUACAUCAGAAAACAACAAAGCCAUUGAUAACCAACAUAUACCCAAACCAAACAAUGAUACACCUGGGUCUUUGUCCAUUAUUGUGGUUGAUAGUAUUUCACGUGUGCAAAUUCAAGGGGGCCAACGCGGUGUCAAGACUUACCCCUUCAAUGACGAGGCUGUAAACAACGUACACUAUAGGCUGAAUCCAGAUAAAGGCAAAGCCGAAAACGACUCGCGCACCCCUGAAAAGCCAACGCGCCCACACACCCUUAAAUUAACCUCGCCAACUACUGCCGGCCGGCUCUCCCCUCGCACUCCCACACGGAGGACCCCAGACGGACGCUCCUGCUCCAGCCCCGACACUCGGACGCCGACCCCCGACACGAGUGACGGGUACGUCUCUUCGAAGGAGGACUCUACCACCUCAGACGAAUACUACGAGUGCGACGAAACACGGCGCCCCUCCCCCGUGUUUGAUCAAGGGAUCGGCCUGGAUAACAGGACAACGGAUCACAGCUUCAAAGCCCAAACUAAGUAUGGAGUAGGAUCUGAAGGGGAGAGUGAGAGAGAGUAUAAAGUGCGGAUUGGGAAUGAUCGAGCAGCCAUUUUAGCUGCAGGUGAGCGAAGUCGAACAGUUUCGGAAGGCCUUUCACAAAUAGCCAAAAAGGGAAGUCUCUUGCCCCUGAAAACCACAAAACAGGAAAAAAGUUUAAUUUAUAAUAGUCCCCAGAGCCAAUCGGACCCUCUGGAGCCUCUGGGGGUUGACGGGUACCCCCGUUCUGCCUCAGGAAAGAAGUCAGCCGACAUCGAAACCUCUCCUCCGCCCAUAUUCAGACAAAUACUCCGGAGGUCUUCCUCCUCAGCAUCCUCCGAGAACACAGUCUCCCCCUUCAUCACCCCGGUCCCCUCCCCGGCCCCCUCCCCGGCCCCCACCCCGACACCAAAGAGAGCUGCCGCCCAGCCAAGAGCGCCGCCACCAGACACCGUGGUGGCUGGGCCUGCUGUGGUCUCCGGCCCGAGGGUCCAACCGGAGGCAAAGCAAGUGAUAAGAAAAGAUAGUCGUGGUGAGUUAGCAGAGUUGACCAGGAAAUGGGAAGAAGGAUGGCAUUUUCGGAGGGAUGAAGAGAAAGACCCAGAGCUCUUCACAAAAGGGGGACUUGGUACCAGCUCAGGGGAGUCGCAUUCAGAAACAUCAGCACUAAGAACCAGCGGAGCCCAGAUUAGAAGAGGGCCUUGGGUUACAAGAGAAACAGAGGAAAAGAAGGGUCUGCAAACUCCACCCAGAACUCCACAAGGGUGGCCAAAACCGCCGAACCACCAAAGUCCAGUCCCCUUUCAGUCCCCAGCUGCUAAACCCACAAUACCCACCCCUCCCCCUACGGUUCCCCAGUUGCCACGGCCAUACCAGCAGCUAAGCAGCAAGGUGGACGCCCUCCAGACCCAACAAACCCUAACACCACAACAAGGGCAGAACAGAAGACACUCUUCAAUGACCACAGCCGGUUCUCUGAAGGGUGCGGAUCGGAAGAGCCCAUUGGAGGCCUUCUCCCGGCGUAGCUUGAACUACGGACAUCCUCUGACGGGGCAGGGUUCGGGUGCUUUACCCAAGCCCCAGCCCUCCUUUCUUUACUCAUACACCAACUCACAGUCCCAGCUCCAACGUCAGACCCAACCCAUGAUUGCCGGUGAUCAGAUGGCUCCAACAGUCAGCAGCCAGCAGUCCACCUACAGGCAGGUCUCAGCUAUGGGGGAUCCAGAGCCGGGAGAUUCGGGGCAGGACCUCAACAAGUCUGGGUUUAGGAUUUGCGUUGGCAAGCUGUACAGCAUAAAGGGCCUAAAGAACAAGGGGAGCAGCUCACCAUCUCAGACCAAGAGAAAUCCUGAUUCCUUAGCACAACCACACAAGAGCACAGGCUAGCCCAGGAGGUGGAAAUACAGCGUGGUUUCAAGCAUCAAGGGAACCCAAGAUAUAGGACAGCGAUUUUCUUCUUACAUGUACUAUCCAAGGGUUGCAUCUCCGGAUGCCGAACGAGUCAGUCCACAUGUGAUUUUCGGAUACCUUGAAAAUCAGACCAAUUUAAACAUUGUGGGGAAUAUUAUACCUUUGAAUGUAUGUGUGCCAAUGUGUCCCAUAUCACAGCGGUGGGUGACUGUCCAAGACAAAUAUUUGACUUUAUUGCGUGCGUAAAAAAAUAUAAUUACUGUACAAAUACAGGGGAAGACUUUUGCUCCUUCUUGUGGAGUCUUACAACAAGGCUUAAUCCGAGUUAUGCUAAGUAUCUUUGACGAUAUACACAUGAACAGACAUGGGGUCUAACUUUGGCCUGACAUUUAGCUCAGGCCAGCUAUAAACAAUAAGUCUACCAUUGUUUAUAGGUGCUGAUUGGUGUUUGUACGUUAUACAUUUAGACAACACAAAUAGACUCAUGCAAAUACACAAUUUGUAUGUAUGACUUUCUUAGAAGGGUCAUUUACAAACUUUUCUGUUGUGCGCUAGAAGACUAGUGGUUGGCAGAUGUGUAUUGCAAUACAGGAAGGGAUCUCAUAAAUAUAUUUUAAAUAUCAGAAAAUGUUUUACUAUAAAUGCAGACACUAUGCCUAACUGUUAUUGAUGCUGUAAAUAAAACAAUAAAAAUAUACAUUUAUGAAAUCAAAAGGCGAUGCAAUAAAUGAAUUAGUCUUUAA
Molecule: messenger RNA, 6075 nt
Organism: Gadus morhua (Atlantic cod)
Lineage: Eukaryota; Metazoa; Chordata; Actinopteri; Gadiformes; Gadidae
Exons: 5
Coding region: 527-5308 (1593 amino acids)
Biological process (GO): signal transduction
Molecular function (GO): protein kinase binding
Source: RefSeq, a predicted model, not a curated record